Molecule: messenger RNA, 1704 nt
Organism: Aaosphaeria arxii CBS 175.79
Lineage: Eukaryota; Fungi; Ascomycota; Dothideomycetes; Pleosporales
Exons: 1
Coding region: 328-1455 (375 amino acids)
Cellular component (GO): Prp19 complex; U2-type catalytic step 1 spliceosome; U2-type catalytic step 2 spliceosome
Molecular function (GO): U6 snRNA binding; pre-mRNA binding
Source: RefSeq, a predicted model, not a curated record
AUCUUUUCCUACCGAUUCCACAGGAAAGUUCCUCUCUAUGCGCCUUUGAGAGAAAGUCGCCUGCUCAUGCCCCACCGCAUUCCUAACAAAGGCACCUAGCUACAUACUACCUUAGGUAUCCUAUCGAGUGCUUGGAGCCUACGGAAAAAACAUACGACACUUGCCGCUAAUUGCGCGUCCUCCGCUUUCUCCAUCACAUUCAACGACCACAACAUAGACGACACAGCCCGCCUCACAGGAACAAGGUUCUGCGCGCCGCUUGCGAGAUUUCAAAAGCACUUGCAUAAUCCUUGGAUCUAGCGCAUCCACACCGCUCACGACCCAACAAUGCCGCCCCAGAUCAAGCAAGACCUGAACCGGUCGGGUUGGGAGACGACGGAUUUCCCCUCAGUGUGCGAGAAAUGCUUACCAGACAACCCCUACGUCCAGAUGCUGAAGGAAGACCAUGGCGCCGAGUGCAAAAUUUGUACACGCCCGUUCACCAUAUUCCGAUGGAAGGCUGACCGCACCUCUCGCCAAAAGAAGACAAACAUCUGUCUGACCUGUGCUCGUCUUAAGAACUGCUGCCAACACUGCAUGCUGGAUCUAUCAUUUGGUCUGCCCAUCGUAGUCCGUGACGCAGCCCUGAAGAUGGUUGCUCCCGGCCCACAGAGCAGCAUCAACAGGGAAUACUACGCACAGGAACAUGAGAAGGAGAUUGAGGAGGGGAGAGGGGCGCUCGAAGAGUACAACAAAACCGACGAGAAAGCACGAGAGCUCUUGAAGCGACUGGCACAGAGUGAGCCGUACUACAAAAAGCAGCGAAGGCUAGAGGCCGAAGGAACGGGCAGUGCGCACAAGGCGUUGCCAGCUCCUGGAGCUGCGGGUAGUUCCAGUGCAGGCGGACAUGUGCCUGGGCCUAUCCGAACACGCGAUAGCAAAGCAGCUGUAGGUGGACGAGGUGGUUUCAAGUCGAACAGAGGCGGUCGUCUUCCUGGGGCUCAGCUUGCGCCGAGUCCCCAGGACUGGCUGCCUCCGACAGAUCCAAACGUCUCAUCCCUAUUCGUAACCGGUGUUGAGGAUGAUCUACCUGAGCAUGCUAUUCGCACACACUUCGCGCAGUUCGGCCAACUACGAUCAGUGGUGUGCUCACACCGCGCUCAUUGCGCAUACAUCAAUUAUAUCAAGAGGAACGACGCAGAGGCUGCGGCAGAAGCCCUGCAGGGGAAAACCGUAAUCAAGGGCUGUCCGUUGCGUGUAACGUGGGGCAGACCCAAACAGCUGGACAGCAUGGAUCAAAACCAAAGAAUGAUGUAUGCGAAGGAAGGAAGAACCACUGCAGCGCCUCGGAGGACCAAUGCGACUCUGGCGGCCAUCGAGGCGCCUCCAGAAGACAGCUUGGACACCAUCUCGGCAAUUGCACCACCUCCCGGUGCUGAUGACGAGGUUCAAUAUGCAAGUUUGGCUGGGAAUUAAAGUCUCUUGAGAGCUACGGAAUCUAUUCACAUCUGGCGUUUGGAGGUAUUCAUGGGUAUCAUGGUUCAUUUCUGGGGCGGUCAAAAGUCAAGUUGAACAGCAUUUGGUUCCUGCUAGUGUAUUCUUUCCACUUCCGUUCUUGAUAUCCUCGUUGUUCCCACGCUCGGUCUCGUCAUGUAUAUUAAGCUCUAGACGAAGGAGUCAAUGAUUAGCAUAUUGCAUGGAGAUGGGAACAUAUCUGCGCUCCGC